CUUUUUGCAGUAGCCGGAGCAACUAUCAACAAGUUACAUGCAAGUUAUGAGAGAGUUUGUUGGAAGCUCCUACGCAAGCCCGAUAUACCUAUCGAUCAUGUUUCAACCAAGACAGGCUUCGCUUUCUGGCACGAAGCGCAACAUAUAAAUAACCAACCCACCUACAACUCUCUCUUACAGAGUUCCAAGGUUGGACUCUAGGCCUGGUUAGUUGUCCUGAGCGAUUAGAAAUAUAUUCAUUUCUCAAGGGAUACAAUGCACAACUGGUUUAACCAGCAACCAGAGUACCGGAAUAUCGUUUAUCCAGGCCAUACUUCCGCAUACCUCUAGUUAUCUGUUUUGGGAACGAAGUUUAUGAUGAUAAGUAGUUACUAUGUAUCGACUUUACUUUUAUCUAAGCAUGGAGUUAUCCAUUAACUACCACCCAUCUCACGUGGCACUAACUACUUCUAGCGCUUAACAGAAAGGGCGGGCAGUCCAAGCUGUUUUUGAAUGACGACAUUCUCCAAUGCUCCUUAACGCCCGUGGAUAUCAUUUUUUGAACAAGUAUACAAAAUAAGUAAAGGGACAUCCAUUAGGUCUUCUGCAAUAGAGGACCUGUUGCCAGUAUGGCGCUACAAGAGAAAACCCUCGAGAAUAGCAUUAAGCCUGAACCAAGCAUAACGUCUCACGACUCACGGCCUGUAUUCUUUUUCGAUAUUGAUAACUGUCUCUACUCUAGAAGCAAUAGAAUUCACGACUUGAUGCAAGAACUCAUUGACGACUUCUUCGCCAAGCACCUCUCCCUCGACCCUCAAGAUGCUGUCAUGCUUCACCAGAAGUACUACAGGGAGUACGGCCUCGCGAUCGAAGGCCUAACCAGACACCACAAGAUAAACCCGCUAGAAUUCAACAGCAAAGUCGACGACGCCUUGCCGCUCGACUCAAUCCUAAAACCGGAUCCGCAGCUGCGCUCCCUCCUGCUGGACUUCGACAGCUCCAAGGUGAAGCUGUGGCUCUUCACAAAUGCGUAUUGCACCCAUGGCAAGAGGGUUGUGAGGCUGCUGGGCGUGGAAGAUGUGUUUGAAGGGCUUACCUUUUGCGAUUAUGCGGCGCCGAAGCUGGUUUGUAAGCCUGAGGCGUCCAUGUUUGAGAAGGCGGAGAGGGAGGCGGGGGCGACGGUGGCGGAAGGGUAUUUUUUCAUUGAUGAUUCCGCCCUGAACUGCAGAAGUGCCCAGGCACGUGGUUGGGAAACGGUGCAUUUUGUGGAGCCACAUCUUACUCCACCAGAGGUGCCAGCGUCGAAGUAUCAGAUUCGUCGUCUCGAGAAGCUUCGGGACCUCUUCCCGCAGUUUUUCAAGUCGAGGAAUUCAGCGGCUUAAGGAAGAUUUAUGCAUUCGGGCGUGUUUGGUUUAAAUAUACGGUCUUGUAGACUUUUAUGGUUAUGUUAUCAAACUUUAUAGAUAUGCAUAUAUUAAAAAAAGCUCAAUUUGCGCGAUGCAUAUUGGCACUUUCUAGAGUGACCGAAUAGCUAUAAUUUAUGCUCGUGAGUAUGGUGUAGUUCGGAAUGACAGGAGACUGUUCAGAUAAAAAACAGGGUAUUGGCUAAUAACAAGAAAUUAUAUAUACGUUCCCAAGUAAAAACGCAAGCAACGCCCUUGGGCUAAAGGGGCCCAACGAAAGAUAAAAGAGCAAAACUCGUGAGAUUAUACAUAAUAGAAAAAGUUUAUGGAUCAAAAAGCUACCUCUUCAUCCAGGGAGAAAUGAAAGAAAAAGAACAGCCAAUUGGGUGAUACUCUAUAGUUUAGAGCCUCCGGGAUUGGGAAACGCUAGGGGCCUCGGGUUCCCAAAUGUAUCACACGGGUUGAAGCGCCAUCUACCCGAGUAUCGCCAUUCGAGAAUAUACUUCGACAAGUACUUAAUCGGGGCUGGGAUCGGGGGGAAAAGCCGAGAGUCCCCGUCCAUUUUGAAUGUGGAAUCGAUGCAGCCGAGCAUCAGGGGUGCGUCUCUGUUAAAUCGGAAAAUCAACAUCGGGAUAAAAGACCGAAAGGGAUAUUCAUAUCAUAAGAGAGGGGCGGAAAAUAAAGGAAUCUGCAUACUGGAAUACGUCAAGAUCCUUCUGCGCUUUCUUCCCAGUAUCGCUCCACCAUUCCUCCAACUUUUUUGAGUCAUAUUUCGCAAGAUCAAGAAGCGUCCGGAUCUCUCCGACCAGAUGUUUAUGAAGCACCGGAAACAUAAUAUCCAUGAUCUCCUGUAAUCUCUUGCCAUCGUACGAUUUGGCAUCCGUCUCGAAAACAAAUUUGCGGAACAUCUCAAGGCCUUCAUCAAAGUCCUUGUGUUCCUGUAUAUUCUGGUCCAUGAUAUCUUGGACCCCCGUCAACUUUACCAGGCUCGGGAAUGAGAUCUCCUCUUCCACAUCGUGGUGAGUUUUGAUGCUUUUAUAUAAACCGCGGUUAUAUAGGAGGAAAUCGCUCGCGUCGACAGUGUCCAGUUUCACGGCGAGGCACUGGUUAUACGAAGCGUUGAAGCCGCGGAUGAUCACGUUGUGUAGGUUGGCCAUGUUUUGCGCAGCGGUAAUGGCAAAGUGGCCAGGGGGUAUAUCAGAGCGUUCCUUGUAGCCAGUUUCUGAAAUCAGGCUCAUCGGUGUAUCUGCCCAUGGUUUUGCCAUGUUUGGGUCGUCUAGCAAAAAUUAAUUCAAACAAUCAAUAACUGAGCUUGAAUAAAGCUAUAAAAAUGAAUUAAAUAUCCAAGUGGUAAGCAAGGGAGGCCAAAAGAUGGGAUUAAGAAUUUUCAAUGUCUUGUUAUUCGAAGUUGAGACUUUCGAACAGACAUAUUAACAGGACAUAUAUUUGCACGCGAG
Molecule: messenger RNA, 2839 nt
Organism: Blastomyces gilchristii SLH14081
Lineage: Eukaryota; Fungi; Ascomycota; Eurotiomycetes; Onygenales; Ajellomycetaceae
Product: pyrimidine 5'-nucleotidase
Exons: 5
Coding region: 609-1361 (250 amino acids)
Biological process (GO): nucleotide catabolic process; pyrimidine nucleobase metabolic process
Molecular function (GO): nucleotidase activity
Source: RefSeq, a predicted model, not a curated record